This is a messenger RNA of Thelazia callipaeda (thelaziosis nematode), 3032 nucleotides long. The record is from the annotation of a GenBank genome assembly. Lineage: Eukaryota; Metazoa; Nematoda; Chromadorea; Rhabditida; Thelaziidae.
AUGAAUAUUGCAACAGAACCAAAACUAACUUUCAAUUUCAUCAAUUUUUGGAAUAAGAAGAACGAGAUAUCGCAAGCAGAUAAAGUACUCCUGUAUAAGAGUAUACGGUGCUUGGAAAAUGAACUUAUCAAACUUGUUGAAACGAAGGAAAAGGAUGAGACAAAGCUUUACAAAGUUUAUCUCAAGAUUGGUCAUAUCAGCUUGUUAGCGAAAGAUUUCCCCAAAGCCUUAUCUGCCUAUCAAAAAGCAUAUAAUAUGGAUAAAAAUGGAUUCUGGAAAAAACCAGCGUCUUACUUUGGUCUUGGAAUGGUUUAUUUCCACUUCAAAGCAUUUGCAGUUGCUGGAGAGGCGUUUCACCGUGUUAUUUAUUCACAUCCAAAUCACGAGUUAACGGUUGAAAUAUAUUCUAGAUUGGGAUUCAUUUACAAAAAUUUGGAAUUUUUCGAACUUGCAAUCAAGCACUUUUCGGUGGCACUGAACGAUAGUCGUGAAAGCACAUUCCUGACGAAGGUUGAAUUGCGUUUUAACAUAGCUCAUUGUUACGACAUCGCAGGUGACCUUGAUCGUGCGGCAAUCGAAUAUCGAGCAAUCUUAACUGACCAAACGCUUCACUUGUCAAAUAGUCUGCAAGCGCACAUCUUGCGCCAACUUGGUUGGUUGUGUUAUCGUGAAGAAGGACCUCCAUCGCAGCGACCACAAAAAAUUUUUGAAGCGGAAAAGUAUCUGCUUCAGAGUAAAGAGCUUGAACCUACCUGUGGUAAAACAUACUAUCACUUGGGACGUUGUUACGGAGAAUUACAGGAUAGAGCUCACGACGCAUUUGUUCAUUAUAGGCAUUCUAUUGAUAAAUCGGAAGCGGAUGCAGAUACGUGGUGUAGUAUUGGUGUUUUAUAUCAGCAGCAAAGUCAACCGAUGGAUGCACUGCAGGCAUUUAUCUGCGCUGUUCAAUCAGAUCGCGAGCACAGUGCAGCUUGGACUGAUUUAGGGCGAUUAUAUGAAGUCAAUUGUCAAUUUGCAGACGCACUUCACUGCUUUAAGAAAGCUUUAAAAUGCGAACCAGCUGCGCCAGAAGCACUGAAAGCAAGAAUACGUGUUCUUGAGAAGGAAUUACAUCCAUCUUCUUUACUAAUUGGAAAUUUACGAUCUUUACAACCGAACGAACUACCAAGUCUUAACGAAGCUUGGAGAUUAUCUAUUCCUGCUGAACUGAGUCAAAGACAAGAGGAAUUUUUGAAACUUAAGCAGCAGCGUUAUCGUGACGGCAGUUCAUUGUUAAACACAACAUUGACAUUUCCGCAGAAUCCAGUCGAACCAUUGGAGCUGGAAAUGGAAUUAAUGAAUGCUCUGUAUGAGAACAGAGCUGAUAUUACUGAACGUGAGUACAUCUUACUAGAAAAGCUCGAGAGUAAAUACGGAAAAAUGAAAAAAACCUUAGUAUCACGAUUACCAUAUUCUUUUUCUCUCACAUCUGAUGUUCGGGUUCCUCUUACAAUUACUUCAUCUGAACUUAUGAAUCGAUGCAAUAAACGGGUUGAUAAACCAUCAGAAUUUGUUGAAAUAUUUGAUGAGCGAGUGAAGCCUCCAACAUUGCCACAAGCACCAAAAGUGGCAACAUCAUCUGAAAAAUCAUUAAAACCAACACCUGUGAUAAUUGUGGAAACACGAAAAGAAGCUCAUAGCAUUGAGCUUCAGAAUUAUUGUUAUAACGCUACAGUUGCAUUAAUUCGUGGAUUAACACAAACAUUGAAAAUGGAUCUAUCAUUAUUCUCUACCAAGUCAUUACUAGAAAUUGCACCGAAUCAUGAGGUUGAAAUACGGUCGCAGUAUAGAAUGCUUCCUGAUCAAAAUCUCGAUCAUCUUGGGCAGCCAACAUGGGUAUGCCAUAGUACACGUUCUUAUACAACUAUUGCAAAUUACGCUCAGUACCAAGCUCAGUCAUUUCAGUAUAGUUUAAAGGAAGAAGCUGAGAAACUUCGUGCAGCAAGUGCAAAAUAUGGUGGUCCUGUAGAUGUAAAUAAUGGUCCAUCAAAACGCCGACGAGCCACAUUACCUGAAGAAUCUCAAAUGCCAAUGAAAUUGAUCAAAUUUGGAACAAAUGUUGAUCUUUCAGACGAAAUAAAGUUUAAAUUGCAAUUAACAGAAUUAAAUAAGAUGCCGGCGUUUGCUAGGCUGGUCGCUGCAUGCAAUAUGUUGACUCAUUUAGAGCAUACAGUUUAUGGUAUGAAUACCGUUCAAAUGUAUAUGAAGGUACCGGGUGCGCGUACUCCUGGGCAUGUUGAAAACAAUUGUUUGGCUUCAGUGAAUAUUAAUAUUGGUCCUGGUGAUUGUGAAUGGUUUUGUGUUCCAUACAAGUAUUGGGCUGUAGUCAAUGACAUCGUUGAGAAGCAUAAACUGAAUUUUUUGAAAGGUUCAUGGUGGCCAGAUGUCGACGAAUUACUCGAAGCAAAUGUACCAUUAUAUCGUUUCACUCAGAAAGCGGGUGACGUAGUUUGGGUAGGCAGUGGAUCUAUUCAUUGGGUGCAUAGCACUGGAUGGUGUAAUAAUGUAGCAUGGAAUGUCGGACCUCCAAUACCUCUCCAAUAUGAGAUGGCUGUUCAUUGUCACGAAUGGAAUAAAUUGAAUGGUUAUAAGUCAUUGGUACCAAUGCAGCAUUUAAGCUGGCAGCUAGCUCGGAAUAUACGUUUUUCAAAUCAGCGGAUGUUUGCAUUAAUUAAGCAAAUGCUUAUACGAUCACUGGCUUACAGUAAAAUGGUAUGUGAUAUGUUAUGUGCCGAUGAAAAACCCAUUCGAAUGCAUCCAAGACAUAAAGGCGAAGUGUCUCAUUAUUGUUUCACUUGUGAGAUCGAAGUAUGGAACAUAUUGUUUGUUCGUGAAGUGAAUGGCAAGUUUCCCGUUUAUUGUGUUCAAUGUGCCCAAAAAGCAGAUCUUGCUAACUUCACUGUUCUUCAACAAUAUACAUUUGAUGAUCUUUGUAAUGUUUUUGAUCAGUUUCGCCUUUAUCCGGUCAGUCAAAUUUUAAUUUAUUUAUAAAC